AUGGGCUUAGUCGAAGACCUCGCUGGGAGCCUCUCCCUGAAGAAUACCCCGAUCAUCCUUGGAGGGCUGCUUCUCGGUUUGAUUGCCCUCAGACAUUUGCAGGUAGUAUGGGAAAACUUCAGAAUCAACAGAAUGGGCUUGCGGCCUCCCAAGAUCCGAGACACUGGACUUUAUGGCGAAUCAGACCAUACUAACCAUCCCAAAGGCACCAAGUUCAUCAGGACCACCAUCAAGAUGGCAGCUGAGCACGGAAACCUCCGGCUUUGGCAGCAGAUGUUCAGAAGCAUCGGUGGAUACACUGGCGAGGUCAGGCUUGUUGGUCGUCGAAUCGUUUUUACCUCGGAGCCGGAAAACAUCAAGGCCAUUCUGGCCACCCAAUUUGGAGACUACGGCAAGGGCGAAGGCUUCCAUCGGGAGUGGAAGGAUUUCUUGGGUGACAGCAUCUUCACGACCGAUGGCGAUAUCUGGCACGCCAGCCGUCAACUGAUCCGUCCCCAGUUCAUCAAGGACCGUGUCAGUGACUUGGAAUGUUUUGAGAAUCAUAUGCAAAUGCUAUUCCGCACAAUCGCCAAUGGAGGAGCCCUAAGUGGUGAGGAUCAGAUGGUCGAUAUGGAAGCUGGUAACGGGAAGCCGGUCGAUAUCAGCGAUCUCUUCUUUCGCUACACUCUGGACGCCGCCACCGAUUUCCUCCUUGGCAAAGAUAUCAAGUCGUUGAGCACCCCUGUACAACCUUUUGCCGAUGCGUUCCAGGAGGUACAACGGGUACAGAGCGUCAUCGCCAGGGCCGGACCUCUCAACCGUUUGGUGCCGAGAAAGACCUUCUGGGAAGGAUUGAAAGUCAUCGACGAAACUAUCAACUUCUACAUCGAGCGCGCCCUUCGACUUGAUGAGGAGGAGCUUGCGAGCAAGUCCAAGGGAGACGAGGGUUACACUUUCCUCCAUGCCCUUGCUGGUUUCACCAAAAACCGCCAAGUGUUGCACGACCAGCUGAUGGCCGUUCUCCUUGCCGGACGUGACACAACCGCUUGCACCCUCUCAUGGACAGUUUACGAGCUCGCCCGCCAUCCCGAAACUGUGGCGAAGCUACGCGCCGAGAUCCUCUCCGUUGUCGGACCUGACCGCGCUCCCACAUAUGACGAUCUCAAGAGCAUGAAGUACCUUCAGAAUGUCAUGAACGAGACUCUGCGGCUGUACCCCGUAGUUCCUUUCAAUGUACGGAUGGCCCUCAAGGAUACUACUCUCCCCCGUGGUGGUGGUCCCGAUGGCUCUCAGCCGAUUGCCAUUCUCAAGGAUACACCCAUCGGUUAUAGCACUCUCGUCAUGCAACGCCGAUCCGAUCUGUACCCUCCCAUCAGCGAGAAAUUCCCAGAUGUCGAUGUCUUCUCUCCAGACCGCUGGUUCCAUUGGCAGCCGAAGCCAUGGCAGUAUAUCCCGUUCAACGGUGGCCCGCGUAUCUGCAUUGGCCAGCAAUUCGCCCUUACCGAAAUGGGAUAUGUGCUCACGCGACUAUUCCAGCGGUACGAGAGGGUGGUGAGCUACAUGGAUGAGAUUGAUGGAGGCAAGCCAAGGAUGAAGAGUGAUAUUGUCUUGAUGCCUGGUGAUGGAGUCAAGGUUGCGUUCUUUGAGGCGAAGCGGGAGUGA
Molecule: messenger RNA, 1641 nt
Organism: Neurospora tetraspora
Lineage: Eukaryota; Fungi; Ascomycota; Sordariomycetes; Sordariales; Sordariaceae
Product: cytochrome P450
Exons: 4
Coding region: 1-1641 (546 amino acids)
Molecular function (GO): iron ion binding; heme binding; oxidoreductase activity, acting on paired donors, with incorporation or reduction of molecular oxygen
Source: RefSeq, a predicted model, not a curated record